This is a messenger RNA of Sciurus carolinensis (gray squirrel), 6158 nucleotides long. It is a transcript of the gene Znf24, whose product is annotated as zinc finger protein 24. The transcript is spliced from 3 exons. The record is from RefSeq and is a predicted model, not a curated record. Lineage: Eukaryota; Metazoa; Chordata; Mammalia; Rodentia; Sciuridae. Gene Ontology annotation, molecular function: DNA-binding transcription factor activity, RNA polymerase II-specific; RNA polymerase II cis-regulatory region sequence-specific DNA binding. Gene Ontology annotation, biological process: regulation of transcription by RNA polymerase II. The coding region runs from base 106 to 1212 and encodes 368 amino acids.
CCACAGGAGUACCUGUGAAGAAAACCGGACAUUUUUUUUUUUUUUUUUUUUUUGAGGAUUUUUAUCCUGCCUUUAUUGUCUUUUCUUGAAAUAUUACAAAUCAGGAUGUCUGCACAGUCAGUGGAAGAAGAUUCAAUACUUAUCAUCCCAACUCCAGAUGAAGAAGAAAAAAUUCUCAGAGUGAAAUUGGAAGAGGAUCCUGAUGUUGAAGAGGGAUCAAGUAUCACCUGGAACCAUCUCCCUGACCCAGAGGUUUUCCGGCAGCGAUUCAGGCAGUUUGGAUACCAGGAUUCACCAGGGCCCCGUGAAGCAGUGAGCCAGCUUAGAGAACUUUGCCGUCUAUGGCUCAGGCCAGAGACGCACACAAAAGAACAAAUCUUGGAACUAGUGGUGCUGGAGCAGUUUGUUGCCAUCCUACCCAAAGAGCUACAGACUUGGGUUCGAGAGCAUCAUCCAGAGAAUGGAGAAGAGGCAGUGACAGUGCUAGAGGAUUUGGAGAGUGAACUAGAUGACCCUGGACAGCCGGUUUCUCUCCGUCGUCGGAAACGGGAAGUACUAGUAGAGGAGAUAGUAUCUCAAGAAGAAGCUCAGGGAUUGCCGAGUUCUGAGCUUGAUGCUGUGGAGAACCAGCUCAAGUGGGCUUCCUGGGAGCUCCAUUCCUUAAGGCACUGUGAUGAUGAUGCUCGGACUGAAAAUGGAGCACUAGCUCCAAAACAGGAAAUUCCUUCGGCAGUAGAAUCUCAUGAAGUUCCUGGUACUCUCAAUAUAGGUGUUCCUCAAAUUUUUAAAUAUGGAGAAUCCUGUUUUCCAAAGGGCAGGUUUGAAAGAAAGAGAAAUCCCUCCCGGAAGAAACAGCAUAUAUGUGAUGAAUGUGGAAAACACUUCAGUCAAGGUUCAGCCCUUAUUCUUCAUCAAAGAAUCCACAGUGGGGAGAAACCUUAUGGAUGUGUUGAGUGUGGGAAGGCAUUCAGCAGAAGUUCCAUCCUUGUACAACACCAGAGAGUUCAUACUGGAGAAAAACCUUACAAAUGUCUCGAAUGUGGGAAAGCCUUUAGCCAGAAUUCUGGGCUUAUUAAUCAUCAGAGAAUCCAUACUGGGGAGAAACCUUAUGAAUGUGUUCAGUGUGGGAAAUCCUAUAGUCAAAGCUCAAAUCUUUUUAGACAUCAGAGAAGACACAAUGCAGAAAAACUUCUGAAUGUUGUGAAAGUUUAAGAAGUCACACACAAAAAAAUCAGCACUCAGGUCUUUUUCUUCAGAAAUGAAGAUAGAAAAACAUGAAGUGAUAAUAGAAUAGUUUUUUUCCCUAUUGACUGUCAGAAAAUCCACUGGGAAAUAUAAAAAAGUCUUCACUCACCAUUAUUAUUUUAUCUUGAAAAAAAUGGUGUUAUACCUGCCGAGAAACUGAAAUUUUAAACUUAAUUCAGGUGUUAAUGCCUAAUUUUUCCAUGUGAUGUUUAUAUUCUCUAUUUUUUCCAAAUAAUGAGCUACCUGAUUGUUUUUCCCUAUCUUUUGAGUUUCAUUUCUAGACAAAUAUGUUAUUUCUGUGUUGAUCAUUGAAAUGUUCUUUGUAAGGAUACAUUCCCUUCUACUUUAAAGGGUAACAUAGGAACUAUUAAGUCUGAAAACCAUCUUAAACAAUUUAAAAAUGGUCUUUUUAAAAUAUACCUUUCUGUUUCCUUUUACCCAAUUAGAAUAUACAUUUGAGAAAAUAGAAGAUAAAGAAUGACUGAAAGCAUCAAAGUAAAAGGAGCCUUAAGAUCUCAGAUAAGUGAUUGUGAUAAAAUUUCAAAAAAGUGAAUGGGAUGUCUAGAUUGGGGAAGAUAUACAAAUACUUUGAUCUCUGCAUUGAAAUGUAUGAAUUUAAGUAUAGUCCCUCUCCCACAAGGAACUGAAAAACUGGUCAUUCUAUUUUAAUUUGGGGCCUGUUACUAAUGAAAAUAAUUAUUUUCCCAUUUAUUAUUUAAAAGUAGUUUAAACAAUAAUUGUAAGUUUGAAGGUAGAAAUUUUAACACUAAGAAUGGUAAUGUUGAAAGGCAAAUGUAAACAAGUUAAUGGUCUGUUUUGGCUUUUGGGAAAAGAAACUCAAAGAUCUAAUUCGUCAUUCUUUUUGCCUUCAUCUUUGUUAAGGACAGAAGAUUACCUAACAGGCAUCAAGUAUCAGGUUUGCUAUUUUUAUUCCUUUGGUACAAAAGGGUUGAACACCAGGCUAAAACAGCCAUGCAUUUAUUAUUAAAACAUUUUCUACCGACAAGGCACUGUGCUAGGUACUGUAAUUCUACCAUAAAUAGGUAGGUAUUUCUUCCACUGUAAAUCAUAGGGGAUUUGAUAUAAAGCUGUUUCAUGUAGUUACCCUCUUUCCCCUGUCAGCAUUCCCAGGAAGGUCACCUCUGAGAUUCCCAGAGCCAUAGUUCUCUUACCAGGGUGUUGUAUUUGGAAGGGGAGGAGGACUCAGCUCAAAGAGCUAGCUGGCUCUCCAGCAUUCUUCAGAGGUGAGUCCAGGAUACAUUCUUAUUACAGUUUGGAGAUUUAUGAAUCUUUUUUAAAAAGAACUAAUUGAUCUCUAGUAGUGUUGAGGUUGUACCUACAUGUUAAGUUAAAUGAACUGUUCUUUAAAAAUAAACAACUAGGCUAUUAACAACUAGUUUAUUAACUAUCAGAAUUGAUUGAACUAUUUUUUUUUAAUUUUCAGUCUUAACACAUUUUUUAAAGAUGUAUUAAAGUAAUACAUUGUAGUAGUAGGAUUAUAUACUCCUUGACUGAGAAUUCCAAGUACUGUGUUUCUACUGCUUAAUGGAAAACUCUGAAAGUUAAAAUAUUGAAUGAGAAAAGGCUUUUUGUAAUGGGCAUAAUUCUAUGGAAAGUGAUCCGUGCAAAUCCAAAUAUUUCAUAGUUCCAGAGAUUUGGGUUGUAUCUGGUGCUUGUAUCAAAUUUUAAAAUGGAAGAUGAGGUUUGCAUGAGCCUGAUAAAAAGCAUAGGAAUAAAUACAAGGCCAGCUGGUGGAGAAGUGAGGCAGAAUGGAGCUUGUUUAUAGAUUUUCUGAUAACAAUUAUAAGAAAUGUGCUUUAUAGAUUAAGAUUUAUUGAAGUAUAAAUAUGUAGUAAUGAUAUAAUGUAUUUUAAGUUAUACAAGAAAAUGUAGGGACUUUUGUUGGGGUCUUUUUCUCCUUGUGACUGAGAGGAAACAAGUCAAUGUCCAAUAAAGCUAUAAACUCCUCUACUCUAAGAUAAAAUGAUCUUGAGUUGAUUGAUUUAUUUAUUUAUAACUGGCUUCUUUCCAAGUAGGUUUUAGGUGGCAUAUUUGGAAGACUGCGGGGAUGACAGGAUUCUGGUAUCAGAGUAGGUAAGAAGGGAGUGAUCUCUCAGAAGUUGAAAUUUUGUGCUUUUUAAGAUCUUAUAUUUGAGGAAGCUUCCCUUUGGUCGAUUUGUGAUAAAUGCCAAAGAUAUUUGGUGAUGUGAAAGCGCAGAAAAAGUAGCAUUAGAUUCAGCAAAUAUGUUUUUGUUUUGCCAGCUCUGAUGCCUGUGCGUAGUUCAGAUAGGAUUCUAAGGCAAGGCUUGUGGGGAAAGUGACUAGAUAAGAAAAACAGAAAACCAACCAGAUGGUGGUGGUACACAGGGAGAAGUAGUGAUGGGAUGUGUGCUCACCAUCUUUGGUUAGGCUUAACUAGACAAAUUUAUUUAAAAUAGCUCUGUAGUGAUUUUAUGAUUUCAUUCAGACAUUUCACUUAUGCUCAUAUAGAAAAUCAUAGUAAAUUGGUUGCCAAGCAGUGACCUAACCAGAACAUCUGUUUGGUUAGCAAAUGAGCCGUUAUGUUAGGAGCAUACAGACUGCUGACAACCUUCCCAGUAGCCUAUGAGUGUUUGCUAGUUGCUGUUAAAUUUUGUAGUUUUCUUGGAGGUUAUGCUCUUUUAACAUUCACAGCAGUUGAUAUUUGAUCAUUUAGCAGUGUCUUAUAUUUGUGUAAGCUGAAGGGAGGGUUAACACAUAUUGAAAUAAUCUGCAUGCUAAGCACUGGAUUAGACAUUACCUAUCUCACCUAGAUUUGUAGACUAGGUAAAUAAGAUUCAGAGAUACAUGAUUUACAUGUUUCCUGUUAGAGCUAAAACUCAAAUCUAGUUCUGUGGACUCCCAAGUACAAGUAUUUUUCCCUAUGUCAUGAGCGAUGGCUGUUAAAUCUUGGUUGGUAAAUCUUACAUUUUUGUUUUUUGGUUAAUUAGUAUGAAAGCUAUUAAGAUGCUCAUUGAUUUAUUUUUUUUAAUUUGAAUUUUUUUAUAGUACAGAAAUGUGAAGUUAAAAAGGACAUAUGCUUUCACAGCUUUACUCAGAAGUGAUGGGAGUUUGGUUUGUUGUUCUUCCAGAUUUAGGCAUAUACAUAUUUAAGCAAAAGUAUGUUAUUUGAUGACACUUGGAGGUUGCUGUGUAUUUGAUGACACUUGGAGGUUGCUGUGUAUAGGCACCUAUUAAAGUGCUUUACCAUGGAUUAACUCUAACCCUCAGCAACCAUAUGAGAUUGGUACAUAUUCCCAUUUUAUGAAUGCUGCACUAAGACUUGUCCCCCUCCCCCUACAUUGAAGUAGACAUUUUUCAUAGCUUCAUACUGUUGCAUGAAUAUAACCAACCCCACAUUGAUGAAUUAUUAGUUUUUUUUUUUUUUUAAUAACAGGUAUAGUUAGCGUCCUGUAUAUAUAUUUUGCUACCCAUGUGGGUAUUUCUGUAAUACAGAUAGCUAGAAGUAUAUUUAUUGGAUCAGGGAGCGCACAUUUAACAGUUUUGAGAAAUACAAUCAAAAAGAUUAUAUGAAUUUACAACUCCAUUCAGUAGUAAGAAUGACUGCCUAUACUCCUACCAAUGCUGUGUCUUGGAAUUUUUUUGCCUAAUAGGCAAAAUGUGUGGUUUUUGGUUUGUUUCUUUCUUUUCUUUGGUUAUUAACAAGGAGGAAAUCUUUAACAUUCUUUUCAUAUGUUUACUGGGCAUUUUCUUUUCCUAUUGUGAAUUGCUUUUGCCCAUUUUUCUUUUAAUUAUGAAAGUAUGAAUGACUACCUUCUCAUUAUACAAAACUUAAAAGAUACAUGAAUAUAAGAGCAAAGAGACUAUUUUUUUCCAGGGCUUCCAGUCACAUUCCACUUUCCAUAGUUUAGUAUACAUCCUUCUAAUACCCUUUCUAUAAAUUUCAAUAGGGCUGUACAUAAAUACUAUUUUUACCUAGGAUCAUACAUCUGAAAUGCUUUUUUUUAAAUCUCAAGAACAGGACACUGAGGUCUUUAAAUUUCUUUAAUAGUUAAAUGGAAUUAAAACUAUGAAAACACCAUUAUUUAACUAUCCCCCCCACUUUUUUUCUUUUGCUAUUACAUUGCCAAAGUAAACAUCUCAUUCAGAUCUUUGUGCACGAAAUAUUUACUUAGGUUGGAGUCCUAUAAGAUGGAUAGUUGGGUUGAAAGGUUUGAUGUCUGGUGGUAGACCCACCUAAGCCUUCCAAAAGGCCUUCAUGAAAGCUUCUAUAUUUUCACCAACUGUAUGGAAAGUGCUCCUUUCCCCACAUAGCCUUACCUAUACUUUAUCGAUAGUCUUUAAAUGUUGGGCAAAAGAGAAAAAAAAAGUGCCCUUUAUUUUGCAUUUCCCUGAUAAAUAGUGAAGUUGGGGUUAUUUUUGUGCUUAUUGGUCAUCUAUAGUUUUACCAUGGAUUGUUCAUUUCUUUUACCUGCUUUUGUAUUGAGUUGUGUGCAUUUGUUUUUGUUUGUUCAUUUUUUUUCCCAUCUUCUGAUAACAACCCUUAUUUAUUGUGAUGAACCCAUUCCAUGUGGCUUGGUGAGCACAUGGCCUGGCCUCCUUAGUCCCACAGCUCCCUAGCCACAGCUAUUAAAAAAUGGGCAUGUAACUUAAGCCAGGCUAAGGAGACCCCUCAACAGAACUUCUGCUAAAACUACUGGAAGAAGGCUUUAAAGAGAUCCUAGGAAUCAAGGACCUGCAAGCCUGAAUUUGUACUACGUGGAGAAAGCCUGUCUGAGGAGAAACUUGGAGGCCAACUGAAAUGGAAAGAGAACCAAGUUCUGAUGUAAUUUUUCUGGAGGCCCUAGAUCCAGCUGUGCCUAAAGCCUGCCCUACCUCCGGACUUUAAAGUUUUGUGAGCCAAUAAAGUCCCUUUCUUGUUUAAGAUAAUUGGA